Molecule: messenger RNA, 2012 nt
Organism: Nothobranchius furzeri (turquoise killifish)
Lineage: Eukaryota; Metazoa; Chordata; Actinopteri; Cyprinodontiformes; Nothobranchiidae
Gene: gphra
Product: Golgi pH regulator
Biological process (GO): intracellular pH reduction
Cellular component (GO): Golgi cisterna membrane
Molecular function (GO): voltage-gated monoatomic anion channel activity
Source: RefSeq, a predicted model, not a curated record
CAUCAUACUUCUGCGACGGAAGUGCUGACGAGGGAUAGCCCAACAGCUAAACCAGUCCUAAAAUGAGCUCUUUAGCGACAUGACAGAUAUUUUGGACGUUGUAAUCUGGGUGUUUUGUUGCAGUUUUGGGGGGUAAAUAUAUUCUGAAAGUGACCUCGACUCUGUAACAAAUGUUCACUUUGUUUUCGAAGAAAUACAGAUUGUUUUUCCGGCGUCUCCAUGUCGUUUCUAGUGGACUCAGUCAUAAUGUUCACCUCUCAGGUGCUGUUCUUUGGGUUUGGAUGGUUGUUUUUCAUGCGGCAGCUGUUCAAAGAUUAUGAAGUGCGACAGUAUGUUGUCCAGGUGGUGUUCUCUGUCACGUUUGCAUUUUCCUGCACCAUGUUUGAGCUCAUUAUCUUUGAGAUUCUGGGUGCCUUAAGCAGCAGUUCCAGAUAUUUCCACUGGAAGCUGAAUCUCUAUGUGAUUCUGCUGGUUCUAAUCUUUGUUGUGCCUUUCUACAUUGGUUACUUUGUUGUGAGCAACAUACGCCUGUUGCAAAGACAAAGACUUCUUUUUGCCUGCAUGGUCUGGUUCACCUUUAUGUAUUUCUUCUGGAAAUUGGGAGAUCCAUUCCCAAUAUUGAGUCCGAAACAUGGGAUCCUGUCCAUUGAGCAGCUGAUCAGCCGCGUCGGGGUGAUUGGAGUCACCCUUAUGGCUCUGCUGUCUGGGUUUGGUGCCGUCAACUGUCCCUACACCUACAUGUCCUAUUUCCUCAGAAACGUAACAGACAGCGACAUUCUUGCUCUAGAGAGGCGGCUGCUCCAAACUAUGGACAUGAUUAUCAGCAAAAAGAAAAGAAUUGCCAUGACGCGUAGGCAGAUGUACCAAAGAGGAGAGGACCAGAACAAACAAACAGGGUUCUGGGGGAUGAUCAAGAGCGUCACCUCCACUCAAACAGGCAGCGAAAAUCUGUCUCUGAUCCAGCAGGAAGUCGAUGCUCUGGAGGAGCUGAGUCGGCAGCUCUUCCUAGAGACUGUGGACCUGCAGGCCACUAAGGAACGAAUCGAGUACUCCAAAACGUUCCAGGGAAAAUACUUCAACUUCCUUGGUUACUUCUUUUCCAUCUAUUGUGUUUGGAAAAUCUUUAUGGCCACGAUAAACAUUGUCUUUGAUCGAGUUGGAAAAACAGACCCAGUGACGAGAGGCAUUGAAAUCACAGUGAACUACUUGGGCAUCCAGUUUGAUGUCAAGUUUUGGUCUCAGCACAUUUCCUUCAUCUUGGUUGGAAUAAUAAUUGUUACUUCCAUACGAGGAUUACUCAUCACUUUAACUAAGUUCUUCUAUGCAAUCUCAAGCAGCAAGUCUUCCAAUGUCAUCGUGCUCGUUCUCGCGCAGAUCAUGGGGAUGUAUUUCGUCUCAUCGGUGCUGCUGAUGCGUAUGAGCAUGCCUCUGGAGUAUCGCUCCAUUGUGAGUGAGGUUCUGGGAGAACUGCAGUUUAACUUCUACCACCGCUGGUUUGAUGUCAUCUUCCUGGUCAGCGCCUUGUCCAGCAUCCUCUUCCUUUAUCUCGCCCACAAGCAGGCCCCGGAGAAGCACAUGACUCUCUGAACUCCCGAGGAAUCGCUCCUGGCUCACAAAUGAACUCCUGAUGCUUGGGCCAGUGUUUUUUUCAGAGAUUCGUUUACUCUUGUUUUUACACAAAACCCUGGAAGUCGUGGACUCUUGCAGUAUUUUACAGAACAACACUGCUAUAAAGAAUGCAGAUGUUCUUGAAAAACUAAAAUUGUAUUUGCUAUGCCCCUAGAUUAUAUAUUUUUGGGUUUUUCAGAAGAGGAAUAUUGCUUUUUGAGUCUCAGUACACUGGACUAUCUGUUUUACAUUCCUGUUUAACAUCAGAGUAAGAAGGAAAGGAGUGAACACUGAAUGUGAUCUGCUUUUUGGUUUAAGAGACCAGAAACUCAUGAAGUCAGGCUUAACUCAGAUGGUAUGUUUUCUUUGAUUUGUUUUAAUAAAUUUUAUUUCUGGUUUCUAAA